Diaporthe amygdali is the source of this 648-nucleotide messenger RNA. RefSeq lists its product as uncharacterized. Bases 1 to 648 code for a protein of 215 amino acids. The record is from RefSeq and is a predicted model, not a curated record. Lineage: Eukaryota; Fungi; Ascomycota; Sordariomycetes; Diaporthales; Diaporthaceae. Gene Ontology annotation, biological process: mycotoxin biosynthetic process. The transcript is spliced from 2 exons.
AUGUCCGAAAAUGCAACGCUACCAUUGGAGUCCCUUCAUUCCAAGUACAGAGGCUCUCCCAGCCCGGAAGUAGACUCUGCCUGGGAGCACAUAACGACAACACACCUGUUUCCCUUGUCGCGGGAAGAGGUCAUCAAAAUGGGCAAGGAUCCAGACUACACGGUGCUCAUGCCAGAAGAGUUCGGUUUCGGCGCUGGCAUGCACGCGGGAUUCAUGGAUGUUUUCCACAACAUUCACUGCCUGGAUUUCCUCAGAAGGGAGGCAUACUCUGACUAUUACGGUGCUUCUGCCAAGUCUCCACUGGGCAAGCAGCACCUCGACCACUGUGUAGAGAUCUUACUAGAAGAUUUUCUCUGUCGACCGAACAUGGAGGUCAUCACUUAUAGGUGGAUGGAUCAGCAUCCCAUGCCGGUCCCGGAUUUUGUUCAGAACAAAAAGUGCUGGGACUUCGAAAAGGUGAUUGAGUGGAAGGAGACACAUAGUCAUAUUAAUGACAGAGGAUACUAUGAAGAUUACUAUGUCAAACUUCGGGAUCAAGUCAAACAGACGCCCCUUACACCGGCGUGGGAGGAGUUGACUAAAGAGGAAGCACUAUGGCUUGCCCACAACCCCAAGGAUCAUUCUGAUUCUCAUUCUCACUCUGAUUAG